Messenger RNA from Anopheles bellator, 1249 nucleotides. RefSeq lists its product as uncharacterized. Lineage: Eukaryota; Metazoa; Arthropoda; Insecta; Diptera; Culicidae. Bases 66 to 1211 code for a protein of 381 amino acids. The transcript is spliced from 4 exons. The record is from RefSeq and is a predicted model, not a curated record.
GGUUGGAGAAAAACAAACGUGUUUACUAUUGCAUGCGGUAUUUCGCAUGUGGUGCCGGCUAGAAAAUGUUUCCACAACUGAAAACGGAAAUAAAACAAGAAAAGCUGAGCUUUUCCGAUGUUGAGGACACAAACUCGGAAGCGGACGAUGAAAGGGCAGUCAACAAAACUAUAUCUCAUAACAUCAAGCAAGAGAAAUUAAGUGGUUCUGAGAGCGAAGAGGACCAAGAAAGGGGCAUGCACAUCGAAACGAAGGCUCCAGCAAUCAAACGGGAGAAAGCUUCUGAUCACGAGGACGAUUUUCCAGACGAUGCAAAUAAUAGCCUUUCCGCAGACGACGAAAACAACUUGGACAGUACUAUUAAAGAAAAGCAUCUUUUGACGCUGUUAAAACACUGUCAGAAAUCCGCCUUUAGCAACGAGAUGGAGACAAAGCUACGGGAUUAUUUAAAACAGUUUCCCAACGUUGGACCUAUUGCAGGGGCCCGAAAUGUCGAGCUAGAUCUUACCGACCCUGACGAAGAAGCGUGGGUUAUUCAGUGUCCUGCUAGUGUUGAUCCUUGUAGCGUGUUGUUAAACACAAAGCUCAAUCUUUCGUUGCCGCGUUCGCUCAUUAAAAAGUGUCCGAUGGCCCUCGAAACGAACGUUCGUACCAAUCUGGCAGAAGACGUGAUCAGUGUGCUAUCCGGUUCGAGAGUAAAAUCGUUCAUUCCAACCGGUUUUGUGCGAAUCAUUGAAACACUACCGAGAAUCACCGAACCACAAAUGCCAACAGAAGUCAACUCGUGCGGUCAAGUACAGGUACCUUUUCCCGAAGAACUUCGCGUGCGACAUCCGUUGCUGGGUUACGAUUAUCAGGCGGCCCUAGAAGUGCCCAAACAAGUACAAAAGCGUCUUUCGACCGCACAGCAGAAAUCAGAUCUUUUGUACAGUUCUUCGAGCUCAUCAAUUACGUCGAAAAAAACAAAAAAGACAACCGUUAAACUUGAACCCGGCGUAGAGAUGGAUUCCAACGAUCACUCUUUAGUUGCAGAUAAAAAGAAAAAACGAAAAGAAAUUAAAAAAGAACCAACUGAUGAAAUUUUAUCUCCCCCAUUGAAGAAACGGCAGCGAAAAAACGUAGAAAAUGAAGUACAGAGCAGUUUGAUCAUCAAAACAGAGUCGCAGAAUGAAGCUGAGGAGGACGAUAUAUCGUGGUUAUUAAACAUUUAAUAAAGCAUCUCUAAAGCUAAUUAGACUUUUUUGAUACG